AUGGUAUCUCCGAGUCAGCAACGAGAAAAGCGCCGCAAGGCAGACAACGAGGAAGCCUUGGACGUGGGUCCUGCGGCUCCCAAGGUCGAACCCGAACCGUCCUCUGAGUCUCACCUACACACCCCGGGAGCCGCUCUCCUCCCCGAGUCAGGACAACCACGGAAGAGGACGUGGUCCGGAUCAUUCAAAACUACUGAUCUACAUGCCAAAUCUGGCACAGAUUUCUCCACGACCCCUUCAAACCUCCCUAAACCGCAUCCAGCACAGACGGAAGGAUCUUCCUCUCAAUCCUCUUCACCUUCGACUCCUCCUACAGUCCCUGGCAUGGGACAAUUCAAGUUCGGCAAGAUCAAUCCAGCCUUCCAAGCGGAGCUGGACAAUAACAGACCUCGAGAAAUUGAUGAGACUGUCAAGGAGACGUCGUCUUCUCGAAGCACGUUUGGUCACAUACGAUCCUUGCCAGACGAACUUAACGACAGAUUCGGACCGAAGAAGGGCGAGAAGUGGGGUGAUGACUUUGAUCCCGCGGAACAUGCAGAGGACAGCCACACUCACAUUACAUCUUCUCCUACUUCCGUCAGUGUCUACACCACUUCUCAGGUUCAAUCUCAAGGGACGGGUGCCGCCUUCUCGGCAACCUCUCCUCGUGCAGACCCUCCUGCUCCUGAAGAGGCUCCGGUAACUCCUUCAGCGGACUCCACUCCAACCGCCAAAGUCGAAGAGACAAUCGCUCCCGUCGCUUCACCCCCAGAGGUAGAGGAGGGCCACCAAGAGGAGCAAGUCAGCACAGCCUUGGUCAAGUACUCUCCCCCGGUCAAGAAGACUCCUGCCAGCUCUUCUCCCGGCGGUGCUGACGUCCCGCUUGCCUCGACCUCUGUGAGCGCACCCCAGGUUGGCCUGGCAUCGGCCUCUCGAGGCGCUGCAACUCCCUCCAGCGGCUCAGCACCUCCUGCCAAGAAGAAGUCGUUGUUCGGUGGAGUUGCUCUUUUGCGCUGGCCCCAGGAGUCGGGUAAAUCAACGACAAUGCCCGUCGAAUUUGUCCCUGGGUACCACAACAAUCGCGCUUUCUAUGCGUCACAGAUUGCGGUAGUCUACCAGAAGGCCAUCCCAUACUACGAACAGCGCCACCAGUCGAGCAAAGGUUUCGUUGCGGCCUACCAGGAGGCUAGGACGGCCGAGCUCCAGCGCCAUCCAAAUGAUAGCCCCUGGGAGCAACAAUACGCAAUAGAGACCAGACUAUGGGCAAAAUAUGUCGGACCACCUCAUGGCACAUUCGAUUCUUUCACUUGCCCAGAUCCGAAGCCAUAUCUCCAAGGCUAUCAACCUGGAAAGUGUGAUGUCUGCGCUCGCCCAGGCCACUGGUGGUGGGAAUGCAAAGAAAACUGUAGGACCUGCGACGUUCCCGGUCAUCAGUUCCCCACCUGCGUUCAAGGGCUGUGGUGGAUAGAGAAAAAGCGCGAAAUCAUGGAAGCUAAAUCUCGAUCCAAAUCUCAACCUCAACCGCAGCCUCAACCGCAACCUCAACCGCAACCUCAACUGCAGCUUCGACCUCGGCCUCAGAAGGCUGAACAGCACCAUGUUGAAGAGGAACUUGAGGGGUACAUCGAAGAGGUAGAUUAG
Molecule: messenger RNA, 1620 nt
Organism: Hyaloscypha bicolor E
Lineage: Eukaryota; Fungi; Ascomycota; Leotiomycetes; Helotiales; Hyaloscyphaceae
Exons: 3
Coding region: 1-1620 (539 amino acids)
Molecular function (GO): nucleic acid binding; zinc ion binding
Source: RefSeq, a predicted model, not a curated record